UGUUCAUUAAUGGUAGUUUUUUUUUUUUUUUUUUUUUUUUUUUGUAAUUUUGUACCUCAAUUUCACUUUUUUCCAUCUGGGUAUUUGUUUUUAGCACAUUUGAGAGAGAAUUGACUUUGGUCAAUGGUGAUUACUCCUUCUGGUAGCAAAAUAAACACUUAAAAAGAAUAUGCCUCAAGAAAGCCUGAGAUCAGUUGUGUACAGAUCAUUUGUCACCUGUGAAGAUCCAAGAGGUGUCAUUGAAGGGAAAACAAUAAGAAUAUCGAAAACCGGUUCUUCGAAAAUGAAGUCUCGAAAACCCGAAAAAGAAUCACUAUCAAAGAGUUCACAAUCAAAGAGUUCAAAAGAAAAAGAAAAAAUGUCUCUUGUUGAGGUGAAAAAUGGAGCUCAGAAGCUAAAUCAAGCUAUUGAUUCAUGGUCAAAUGGGGUUAGUUUUAGAAGUUUUAAAAGUCAACCGAAAGAUAUCGCGAACGAUUUGCUAAAAGGCGCGCUUGAUCUUCAAGAAUCGCUCUUGAUGCUUGGCAAAUUGCAAGAAGCUUCAUGUAUGCCAAGUUCGAAGAAGAAACGAGAAACACAAAGUGACGAAAGUUUUGGUAGAGUUGGUUCGGAUCGGUUUGAGAGUUUUCGAUCUUAUGAUUCGGGUUAUCAAAAAGAACGAAAAUCAGCAAACGGGUCAUCACGAGAUUGCUUCAUGGAGCUUAGAGAAGUGAUUAAAGACGGGCUUUCGAAACAAAAUCUUUUGCCACCAAACAAGUCUUAUCGAUUAUCUCCCGAUAUCGCUUCAACGAGCUCAAGCCGAUCAUCGUCAAUGAUGUAUUCGACUCACGAAUUCACUUCUUCGGACUCUAUUUCAUCACGGGCUACCGAGGAAAAGUCAAAGGGGUCAAACUUGAUCGCGAAACUCAUGGGUUUAGAAGAGUUUCCCUCAAAACCGUCCCUAAAAGAGUCGGAUGUUACUAGCAAAAUGAGGCCCGUUUUCGACGUUGACUUGCCGAAUGUGAAGAAGCCGGAGUUUUUCGUACAAAAAUCGGACCGAGAACAUAUGUCAUUAGAUGAAAUCAUUAUAAUGAUGCAAACAAAAGGACUAUUGAGAAGCAAUAAGCAAGAAAUCAAACAAAGUAGCAAACGAUUGAUAAACGAUGUGCCACCGAUUGUUUUGAUGAGACCGCAACGUUUAGGUCCGGAUAAUCACAACGUUAAAGUUUACAAUAAUCCGAUCCGAAAGCUGAAUCAAGAAAAGGCGAAAACCGAAGAUAAAAGUGUCGAGAAUAAAGGAAAAUCGAAAUCGCCUUCUAAUAAGCCGAAAGCUUCGGUUCAUGUUGUCCCAAAACCGCAAAGAAAGCAGGAAAUUGAGAAGAAAAUUGACCAGAUUCGAAAGAUGACACCACCGGUUAAGAGAAAAACAACAGAGAAGGCGAAAUCGACAAAUUUAAUAUCGAAAAACGCUUCGAAGCAAGUGAAUCCACAAAGAAGUGUUCACCAGAAUGCGAAAUCGUCUUCGGUUUUAUCAUCCAACAAGUUAAAGAAUCAAAUGAAGAACAUCAAGACUGAAAAGCAGGUCAAUGAGUCAUUGACUAAUCAGGAAGAAACUCAGGAUUCUGAAGUUGCAAUCAGAGAAACUGCAAAUGUGAGACAUCAAUCUCCCAAUAAAUCUUUUCGAAACGAUUCAUAUCAAGUUAGAGAUGUUAUCACGAGUACGGAUCAACCCGAAACUAGAAACAAUCAAGAACACAGUAGCGCUGCAGCUUCUGAUAUCGAUAAACAGAAAGCAAGAAUCUUGAAAACUAUAAACGUUUUUCAAGAAUCCGAACCAGCAAACUUCGAGCUUUUUCAAGACUGCGUACACGAGUUUUUAACACACGAAAACGGAAGACAAAAUCCAUGGAUUCAAAUAUCCAUUUUACCACCGCGGCUUUGUGUUUCUGAGGAUCACAUGAUUAAACAGAUAGCGGAAAAGUUCGAAAGUUUAAGAAAUUACAGCGAGGUUUCUAACGAGAGUUCCUGCGAAGAUACGGUUUUCGGAUUGUUGGAACGAGAUUUGAAUUUGUUAACGAUCGGUGGAGCGUGGGGUACUACCGGUUGGAAAGAUGGUUGUACUGUAAAUGAAGUUGAAGAAACUGUUUUGGAUUUGGAGAAGAUAGUUUUAAGCAGAUUGAUUGAUGAAGUACUUUUGGAACUUGUAAGCAUGGGCAGAUUUGUGUAAAGAAUAUAUAUAUAUAUAUAUAGGAUUAGGUUCAAACGUGAACAAAAUCCCAAGAGUGAACUGCGUGAACUGAUCCUUGAUUUUUAUGAUCUUGAGAUUAAAGUGAGUGACAUGAUGGUAAUUAUUUGUUAUUUUUUUCAUUUAAUUAAAUACAAAAAGGGUAUAUGUGUAAUUUUAAUCUUAAAUUGAUUGCAUAAAUCUCUCACAAAUCAAGUAAUCAAUUAUCUUCUUAAAUUGAUUGCAUAAAUCUCUCACAAAUCAAAUCAAGGAUUAGGAAAGAUGUAACUUAAUUCGAUUACUAAAAUAAUUAUUUGUUAAAAUGCGAUGUACACAUGUGUAUUCUGAUUUUGCCCUCUUUUUAAUGCGAUGUACACAUGUGUAUAUCGUCUGUUUUUGUGAUAUCUCAGAAUUUUUUUUGUAUUGAAUGUUGAUGUACACCUGUGAAUUACUGUGCACAUAUGUACGAUGCUUAGUACACAUGUGUACUGUUCUAUUUAUAUCUAAGUACACAUGUGUAUACCGUUGAAAUAUGAAGGUUACAUGGAUCUUAAAAAAUCAAAAUUUGAAUUCUGAUGAUGAAAUCUGAAAUAAAAAUUAAAAUUGAAAUCUGAUGAUUUGUUGUUUGUUUUGAUAAUUAUCUUAUUAAUAAAUAAACAUAAUGUGGAUAAUGAAUUCAAAUUAGGAAAGAUGUAACUUAAUUCAAUUAUUAAAAUAAUGAUUUAAAUCUAAUUUUUUAUGUAAUUACAAUCCUACCCUUAACAACUAAAAAGGAAAUCAAGGGUCAAUAUCUGUUCACGCAGUUCACUCUUGGGAGGUUGUUCACGCUGGAACUCUACCCUAUAUAUAUAUAUAUAUAUAUAUAUAUAUUAAAUUAUGAUUUGGAGCUUACAAAAUGGAAAAAAAAAGAUGGUUACUAAGUGUCUAAGUUAUAGUAGAUAAAUAGAAGUUUAGUGGAUAGAUUGUAGGUGAAACUUGAAAGGUGUUUUUUUGCAUGUUGAAAUGGCAAAACCUGACCCGACCCGACCCGAUUGCGUUAUAGUGACUUGUAUUCUGUUUUGUAAACUCUGUAUAUCACAAUCUAACUCUAAAAGUAGUUGCAAGAAAUGUCAUCAUUCUAGCUUUGGUUCA
Messenger RNA from Helianthus annuus (common sunflower), 3331 nucleotides. RefSeq lists its product as uncharacterized. Lineage: Eukaryota; Viridiplantae; Streptophyta; Magnoliopsida; Asterales; Asteraceae. Bases 170 to 2203 code for a protein of 677 amino acids. The transcript is spliced from 3 exons. The record is from RefSeq and is a predicted model, not a curated record.